AUGCUCGUCAACCAGCCCAUCCGUCCACGGCCGAUCAAAACUCGGUCAAGAGCAGGUUGCAAAUAUUGCCGAGACAAGAGAAAGAAGUGCUCCGAAGAACACCCACGAUGCCUUCGUUGUGUCCAAGCCAGCGUCGAUUGCGUAUACGAGCCAAUCAAGAAAAGAAAGCGAAGGGCAUCAACUAAGCCAACUGAGAUGCAAGACACCGCUGCAUCGGACGAUUCGGACAGCCCUGUAACCAAGAGCAGCAUGCAAACAAGCCCAGACGCGUGCAUUCUCACUCCCCCUGAUAUGCUACAGGCUGGAGCUGAAGAUUCUCUUUCGCCAUCGACAUCUGUGGGCAACAGUCUCUCGGCGUCUAUAGGCUCCCUCUUGCCUCUCUACGAUGAUAUCGAGAAUGUGUACACCUACGAGCUUGGGCACGGGGACUCAGACAUGUACGAGAGCGAAUACACAGCGGUCACGGAUAUGAGCCCCCAUCAGAAACCAUCAGACAGACACCUGCCGUUUUCUCUCGUAACUCUCGAUGACGACUUGCAGUCGCCAGACCACUCGUUCUUUGCGGCUAGUCUCGACACUUGGAACGAAGCUACAUGGACGACCAUCUCUCCGCCGCUGCUCAACCUGCUUCCACCAGCAUACCAUGGUGUUUCCGACUGCCCAGAGGACACGGGCUUGCUGGAACACUACUCCAAAGUCAUGUUGCCUGCGAUGGGGUUCAAAGAAGACGGCAAGAACCCUUACGAGCAGUAUAUCAUCCCCCUAUCACAGAGAAGCUCUGCAGUUCGGAGUGCUAUCUACGCCUUGGCCAGCGUACAUCGAGAGUACAUUGGUCUUGAAAAUACCGAGGGUUCUGCAAGCUUCCACGAACGAGCAGUGACUGGGCUGUCCGCUAUUAUAGAAGACGGGGAUGGCUUUGAAGAAGCGCUGGCAGCCAUAAUACUUCUUCUACAGUAUGAUUUGCGAAGCCUGCCCGAUGUCAUUCGUAACCAUCUCCAAGGCGCAUGGCAUAUUAUCAGCGCCAUGCCGUCCCCCAGAAUCCCCAGUGUUGAGUUCUUCGAGCAGGUUUUUCGCUACUUUGACGUACUCAAUGCUUUGACGAAUGGAUCGUCUCCAGUGUUUGCGGCCCCCUCAUCUGCCCGAGCUUAUUCGCCUGGCAGCUCACCACCUUCUACGAUUUUCAGUGGCAUCGACCCCGUUUUCGGUAUGGCGGAUGAUCUUUGGCCUACUCUACAUCGCCUUGGGGAACUCAUCGCGAUGAAGUGCGAACUCCAGGCCACCAUGGCGUCAGGGCAAACGUCCAAGUUUGCAGUUCUUCGGACCGAAUACCAGACGGCCUACAAGGCUAUUGAAAGAGCGUUGGAAUCAUGGAGCCCAGUCUUGCCACCGGGAUUUUCAUUGGUCAACCGCAUUGUCGAUGGCCCUGAACACGCAUCGGAGGCCGAGCUCGCCAACACCAGAUGGAUCACCAGUACGGCGCUCGCCUACCGACAGACCGCACUCGUCUAUCUGUACAGCACCAUCUCCGAGUACCCUUCGUCUCACAAAUUGGUUCAGAAGCAUGCGCAAGCAGCUCUAUGGCACUGUGCAGCGUCCGUAUCACACGGCGGGACGGGACUUUCGAUGCUGUGGCCUCUCUUCUUCUCCGCCUGUCAUGCCAUAUGCACUCGAGACCGGGGCUUGGUGCGGCAAGCUUUCACAGCUCUUGGCAGCAAGAAAGGUGUGGUCGACACAGAGAAGCCCUGGGCUGUGGUCAUGGAUGUGUGGAGAAGGAUGGACAUGCGGGCCUAUGGCAAAGAACAAGUAGGAGCAGAGGCAUGGCCAGACCUCUGGAAGCAGGUGGCGGCAAGCAUGAAGGUCGGCCUCGUUUUUGGGUGA
This is a messenger RNA of Colletotrichum graminicola M1.001, 1878 nucleotides long. RefSeq lists its product as uncharacterized. Bases 1 to 1878 code for a protein of 625 amino acids. Gene Ontology annotation, biological process: positive regulation of transcription by RNA polymerase II. The record is from RefSeq and is a predicted model, not a curated record. Gene Ontology annotation, molecular function: transcription cis-regulatory region binding; DNA-binding transcription factor activity, RNA polymerase II-specific; zinc ion binding. Gene Ontology annotation, cellular component: nucleus. Lineage: Eukaryota; Fungi; Ascomycota; Sordariomycetes; Glomerellales; Glomerellaceae. The transcript has 6 exons.